This is a messenger RNA of Dunckerocampus dactyliophorus (ringed pipefish), 4211 nucleotides long. RefSeq names its product phosphofructokinase, platelet a (gene pfkpa). The transcript has 24 exons. Gene Ontology annotation, cellular component: 6-phosphofructokinase complex; membrane; cytoplasm. NCBI's taxonomy places the organism in Eukaryota, Metazoa, Chordata, Actinopteri, Syngnathiformes, Syngnathidae. The coding region runs from base 1481 to 3751 and encodes 756 amino acids. Gene Ontology annotation, molecular function: 6-phosphofructokinase activity; monosaccharide binding; AMP binding. Gene Ontology annotation, biological process: canonical glycolysis; fructose 1,6-bisphosphate metabolic process; fructose 6-phosphate metabolic process. The record is from RefSeq and is a predicted model, not a curated record.
CGGUCAUUUAGCACAAUUUUGUACAGUUUUGUGGCACUUGUGUAUAAUUGAAGUAUACCUAUAAGCUGUGAAGAUGGCGCAGCCGGACACGAAGAAGAUAUUCUUUGAGAACCUGUCUGGAGCGGGGAAAGCCAUCGCGGUGCUGACGAGCGGAGGUGAUGCUCAAGUUGUGUCUGGAAAAGAAGAGGAUACGCGUGGCUGACAGGAGCUGAACACCAGUAGUGUCAGAGGGCAUUAUGUCGCUUGUGACUUGGCCUUUUCAGCCACUCUGCACCACAAAGUGUCAUUCAUACAGAAUAAGCAACCCUUACCUACUCUUUCAGUUAUGACUGCCCAUUUUCCCAUGGACUUUUAACUCUACAAUGUCUCCCUUCUGUCCUCUGAUGAUCUUUGUGUUGCUUAGUAACCACCACACGAGCCAGUACCGCUUGGGAAGAAGUUCCUGUGUCGUGGUUUGUCUCCCCCAGUCCUUUGAGUUCCUGUUGAAAUCAUCCUGGCUGUGACAGCAUUUACACCAACCUGACAUUUACAUUCAAGUCACACAGCAGCGUCUUACUGCUUGCCGAGCUCCUUUGUCUUCACCACAAAACCACAAGAAGCAUAGCUGCUGGAGAGACUGGAGGAGGAGCAGGGAAACAUUUCACCAAAAUUGGUUGCUUUCCACACGGGGAGAAAAAAUAGAUCAAGGAAGAGGCGGACACACACACGAACAGUAAACAGUACUACACUCAAGCCAGGCAAGUACGUACAUACAGUACUACACUCAAGCCAGGCCAGUACGUACUUACAGUACUACACUCAAACCAGGCAAGUACGUACAUACAGUACAGUACUACACUCAAGCCAGCCAAGUACGUACUUACAGUACUACACUCAGGCCAGGCGAGUACGUACUUACAGUACUACACUCAAGCCAGGCAAGUACGUACUUACAGUAGUACUACACUCAAGCCAGGCAAGUACAUACUUACAGUACUACACUCAAGCCAGGCAAGUACGUACUUACACUACUACACUCAAGCCAGGCAAGUACGUACUUACAGUAGUACUAUACUCAAGCCAAGCAAGUACGUACUUACACUACUACACUCAAGCCAGGCAACUACAUACUUACAGUAGUACUACACUCAAGCCAGGCAAGUACGUACUUACAGUACUACACUAAGCAAGUACUGUACAUACAUAUGUUACUAUUAAGAAAAGUACAAUGAAAUAAUAUUUAAAAACAUAUGACAGCAUAUUGCAAUCUACUCGUUUAAUUUCUACUAUGUUACCUUGCAUUGUUCUUCACAAGGUUAAACUCUUCUGCACUCUGUGUGUAUGCUAGUGGCCACGCCUCCACCGACUGAGACAGUGAGACUGUAUGACUGACAAAAGGGCUCACUCCGUUCCUGCUGCUGUUCUAUGGAACAAAUGUGCCAAGGUGCAUCGAUGAAUCCACACUGCAGCUUCGGUACAGCCAUCACCGCAUGACAGAAGGAUGAAUGCUGCUGUGCGUGCUGUGGUUCGAAUGGGCUUAUAUGUUGGAGCUAAAGUUUAUUUCAUUCGUGAGGGCUAUCAGGGUAUGGUGGAUGGUGGGGAGAACAUAAAAGAAGCCACAUGGGAAAGUGUGUCCAGCAUGCUCCAAGUGGGUGGGACUGUCAUUGGCAGUGCCCGCUGCAAAGAGUUUCGCACCCACGAGGGACGCUUGAAGGCCGCGCUCAACUUGGUGAAACUUGGCAUCACCAACCUGUGUGUGAUCGGUGGAGACGGCAGCCUGACAGGAGCCAACCUCUUCAGGGAGGAAUGGAGUGGCCUGUUGACAGAACUGGUCGAGCAAGGUUCCAUUGAGCCGCAGUCUGUUCAGACCUACUCCGCCCUUCACAUUGUUGGCAUGGUUGGCUCCAUUGAUAACGACUUCUGUGGAACGGACAUGACAAUUGGCACUGACUCUGCCCUGCACCGAAUCAUUGAGGUGGUUGACGCUAUUAUGACAACCGCACAGAGUCACCAGAGGACAUUUGUCUUAGAAGUUAUGGGCAGACACUGCGGCUACCUGGCCUUGGUUAGUGCUCUGGCUUGUGGUGCAGACUGGGUGUUAAUCCCUGAGAUGCCUCCAGAGGAUGGCUGGGAAGAGAAGAUGUGUGAGAAACUGUCUGCGACCCGCUCCAGGGGCACGAGGCUGAAUAUAAUCAUAGUGGCAGAGGGAGCCAUUGACAGGCAUGGGAAGGCUAUAACAUCUAGUUAUGUCAAGGAUCUUGUUGUCAAAUGUUUGGGUUUCGACACACGAGUGACAAUCCUGGGUCACGUGCAGCGAGGAGGGACUCCGUCUGCUUUUGAUCGCAUCCUGGCCAGUCGCAUGGGAGUGGAGGCUGUUCUUGCCCUGCUGGAGACCACAGCCAACACACCUGCCUGUGUGGUGUCUCUGUGUGGGAACCAAUCAGUGCGCUUGCCUCUGAUGGAGUGUGUACAGAUGACUCAGGAGGUGCAGAAGGCAAUGGAUGAAAAAAGGUUUGAGGAAGCAGUGAAGCUCCGGGGCAGGAGUUUUGAGAACAACCUGAAGACGUACAAACUGCUGGCUCAUCGUAAACCAGAGUCUGAACUGCCGCAUAGUAACUUCAACGUGGCGGUGUUAAACGUGGGCGCCCCCGCGGCAGGCAUGAAUGCAGCUGUCCGUUCAGCUGUCAGGGUGGGCAUCACGGAGGGGCACAAGAUGUUUGCUGUUAGUGACGGCUUUGAGGGCUUCUACAAAGGUCAGAUUAAGGAGAUUAAAUGGGCUGACGUUGGAGGAUGGACAGGACAGGGGGGGUCUCUGUUGGGAACCAAAAGAACACUCCCCGCCAAGCACGUUGGCAAAAUUGCAGAGCAGAUGCGACUGCACAACAUAAACGCACUGCUCGUCAUCGGGGGCUUUGAGGCGCUUGAGAGUCUGCUGCAGCUGUACGAGGCACGCGCUACCUAUGAGGAGUUUUGCAUCCCGAUGUGUAUGCUGCCUGCCACCAUAAGUAACAAUGUACCCGGUACUGAUCUCAGUAUCGGUGCUGACACAGCUCUCAAUGCCAUCGUGGAGACCUGCGACCGCAUCAAGCAGUCAGCCAGCGGGACAAAGAGGCGUGUGUUCAUCAUCGAGACCAUGGGGGGCUACUGCGGCUACCUGGCUACCGUCGCUGGCCUGGCCGCUGGCGCCGAUGCAGCCUACAUCUAUGAGGAGCCUUUUGACAUCAGGGACCUGCAGGCCAACGUUGAGCACUUGACAGAGAAAAUGAAAACCAGCAUUCAAAGAGGCCUGGUGCUCAGGAAUGAGAACUGCAAUGAAAACUACACCACAGACUUCAUCUACCAGCUGUACACGGAAGAAGGCAAAGGUGUGUUUGACUGCAGGAAGAAUGUGCUGGGACACAUGCAGCAGGGAGGAGCUCCAUCUCCAUUUGACCGCAACUUUGGCACCAAGAUCUCAGCCAAGGCCAUGCAGUGGGUGACCAAAAAGCUGCGGGAGACAUUUAGACAAGGCAGAGUGUUUGCUAACACAGAGGACACUUGCUGCUUGCUGGGGAUGCGCCGCAGAGCUCUCAUCUUCCAGCCCGUGCUGCAGCUCAAGGAAGACACCGACUUUAUCCACAGGAUUCCCAAGGAGCAGUGGUGGUUGAAGCUUCGUCCGCUCAUGAAGAUCCUGGCCAAGUACAAGACCAGCUACGACGUAUCGGACUCGGGGCAGCUGGAACACGUGGUGCACAACAGGCCCAAAGACACGGACGCUUCCGUCGCCAUGUGAACGCAUCUGGACACCGCCCACCAGGUCCUGAGUGUGUGUUGGGUGUGAGGUGUGAAGUCCAUGUGGUUGUGUAGAACUUCCCUGUUGGACUGCAUUAAUGACCUUUAACCUAACCUCAGUGUUCCGAAUCCUAAUAACACACACGUUUAUUAGUGUCAUGUUAGGUUUUAAAUUGCACUUUGUUACUUGUGCACGCGGCCUGAACAGGCCUUCACAGCUGCAACGCCACUGCAGGGUGUGUGUGCAUGUGUGUGUGUGCGUGCACGUCAGACUGAUGCAACACGGCUGACGUUGCAAAGCAACAGCACUGCUAGCCAGACUCCCACUGACACCUACUGUAAUAUGUCAUGUGUUAUGUUAUUCAUAUUAUGGCCUAUAGGCGCCGCUGUUGUCACGUUGCACAACCAUGUUAGACGUGUCAUGUUCCCCACACAAUAAAAAUGAAGUGGAACCCGUGGGU